GCGUGGCGCGCGCUGUGCUUCUUGCUGUCCCUGUCCUGGUUGCUUUCGGCAUGGAAGAAAUUUAUGCCAAGUUUGUGUCACAGAAAAUCAGCAAGACCCGCUGGCGACCGCUACCUCCGGGGAGCCUGCAGACCGCGGAGACUUUCGCCACGGGCUCUUGGGACAAUGAGGAAAAUUAUGUUUCACUGUGGUCUAUUGGAGAUUUUGGAAACUUGGACUCUGAUGGAGGAUUUGAAGGAGACCAUCAGUUAUUGUGUGAUAUCAGACACCACGGUGAUGUAAUGGAUUUACAAUUUUUUGACCAGGAAAGAAUUGUAGCUGCUUCAUCAACAGGAUGUGUAACAGUUUUCCUUCACCAUCCAAAUAACCAGACUCUGUCAGUCAGCCAGCAGUGGACAGCAGCUCACUACCACACAGGUCCAGGCAGUCCUUCUUGUAGCAGUGCACCAUGCACAGGUGUUGUGUGCAGCAACCCAGAAAUUGUCACAGUUGGAGAAGAUGGUCGAAUAAAUCUCUUCAGAGCUGAUCACAAGGAAGCUGUAAGAACUAUAGACAAUGCAGAUAGCAGUACACUCCAUGCUGUAACCUUCCUUCGAACUCCUGAGAUUCUUACAGUAAAUUCAAUUGGACAGUUAAAAAUAUGGGAUUUUAGACAGCAAGGAAAUGAGCCCUCUCAGAUAUUAUCACUGACUGGUGACCGAGUGCCACUCCACUGCGUUGAUAGACAUCCCAACCAGCAGCACGUUGUGGCCACCGGUGGCCAGGAUGGAAUGUUGAGUAUUUGGGAUGUUAGACAAGGUACAAUGCCCGUGUCUCUGCUCAAGGCUCAUGAAGCUGAAAUGUGGGAAGUUCACUUUCACCCAUCCAACCCAGAUCAUCUAUUUACUUGUUCUGAAGAUGGAUCUCUUUGGCAUUGGGAUGCCUCCACAGACGUACCUGAGAAAUCAUCGCUCUUUCACCAAGGGUAAAUUCUCGUAUCACAGGGCUCGAAACCUGAUUGUCAGCUACUGACUGCUAGACUGCUGACAACUAGAAAUGCUGUUAGCUGGCUAACUUCAGACAGCCAGGGGUCUUGUUUGUGAGUACAUUGUUGCGGGCCCUCAUGCCAUAGGAUAGGCAUUGAUAGCUCUCUUAUAUUACAUUGUCAAGGGUGUAUGGCAAGACAAAAGUUGAUCUUUUUAUGUAUUAAGGUACUGGUUUCUCCUCAGACUAAAAGGCCCUGUCUCCUGAUUAAAGACAGAGGUAAGUAAAGGUCAGCCAGAAACUAUACAGUUAAAAUCAAGAGAUAUUUUUGGUCUUGUUUUUGGCAUUUUCUAAGCUUCCUGUUUUUGAGUUUGUCUGUGGUUCCAAAGUUUAUUUGUUCAUUCAUUCAGCAAAUGUUUAUCAAAUGCCUGCCACAUGCUAGGCACUCUUCUAGGUGUUAGAGCCCAUGACAGUGAGCAGAAAAGCCUCGAGGCACAUAGAGCAAAUAUUCCAGCAGACAGUAAAUAAAUAGAUAAUGUUUCAGUAAAAGUCCAAUCACAAAAACAGAAACUACCCUAGAUAUAGAAGGAAUUGGUUUCACAUGUGUUAGAAGGGCUAGAAGAACAAAAGGGAGGGAGGCUGGAAGAGCACAUAGCAAAAAAGAGGAAUGCCCAGAAAUCAACAGUUGUUAAUACCUCUGCUGCACUGUUGGAAGUGCUGUCAAAGGUGGUUCUGGAUCAGCAGAAAAGGUGCCACCUCAGCCAGGGCUGGAAUUACUGCCUGUGUUGUCGUUGCCAGAAACCUGGAGCUUUUUCCCACCCCCGUCCCACCCCCCACACCCUGUCUGCCUUCCAGUCACCCACAGUAGUACCUCCCAUGGGCAGGCUCUGCCUCGAAGGCAGAUGGCAAGGGAGCCUGGAAAAAGGAGUUGGUCCCUGCAGUACAUAGUAGAGCAUAGCGAAGUAGGAAAGGAGACAGCAAAAAGGAAGAGAACUGGACCAAGUACCUUGAUGACUGUGAAGAAAAGUGAAGAGAGUAGGAGGAUAAAGAAUUAGUGGGCAAGGGGCAGCUUGGCAGAGAGAACAUUUGAGCAGACACCUGAAGAAGUGAAGGUACCAGUCACAGGAAAGCAUUCUAGGUAGAGGAAACAGCAAAUUCCAGGGGCCUGAGACAGAGACCAGCAAGGAGGCCAGUGUGGCUGCAGUUCAACAGGCAGGUGGGUGAGUGGGAGGAGACAGAGGGAGCUGAGGAGCAGGAUGUUGCAGACUGGGAUGAGGACUUUGGAUUUUAUUUUAAAUGUGACAGAAAGCCACUGGAGAAUUUCAAGCAGGGGAGUGGUGUGAUCUGCCAAAGAAUCACUUUGGCAACUGUAUGGAAAAUAGACUAUGGGGAGAGGAAUGGAAAAAGCAGAAGCAGGGAGACCAGGGAGAAGACUUAGCACAGUGGUUCUAAUGUUAAUUUUCAUAGUAUUCAAGAGUAAUAUAAAAUAGGAGCAGUUAAAGGUAAACAAAAACUAAGAAGAAGAAAUCUAAAACUUCUCCAGAAAAAUUCUGCAGGAGUUUGGCAUGUGUAGAGCAUGUAGCAUGUCUAUGCUAAUAACUUCAUGUAUGGAGAAACUAAGAAUUGUAUUAGUUUCUAAUAAAUAAUGAUUAGCUAGGCACUUGGUUUUUAUUUCUUCUUCCCCUACCCCCACUAUCUUGCAUCUGGGAUUUUACUGUUUGAAGAACCUUGGUUAGACCAGAAAUAGCCAUUACUAUACUCUCUGCCUAGUAUUGCAAGGAACAGUAUUAGACACUGAAAAGGUAAAAAAAAUAUAUAAUCUAUACAGCCUGCUCUUAAGAAAUACUUAAUUUAGUUAUGGAGAAAGGGGCAUGGGAAGUUAAAUCAUGAAGAAAUGUUACAAGGUAGUAAAUUAUUAGUGGUGCAUGUAAGUGCUGAGGUUUCCAGGAAGGAAAAGAGAAGCAUGAACUAGAGUCAUCUUCAAAGGCUUCUCAGAGAAGGAAGUGGAGCUGGGCUUUAAGAAUCAGCAAGAUUUAAACUCACUAAUCUUUAAGCUUCAAGAUAUGAGGGACUUUGCUUUGUGUUCCCAGCACUUAGCACAGAGCCUGGCAUAUAGUAGGUACUCAGCCAUUUAUUGAGUAAAUGAAAUCUGUCUUUAUUUGAUCUGGCAGAAAGUUGAAAGGAAAGAAAAUUUCAAAUAAAGGCUAAAACUGAAAUAUAAUGCUUCUGCCCCACUUAAUCCUGUAUUAAAUGCAGAGCUAUAAUCUGGUAGUGUUCUAAAAUUUUACUUUUAAGAACAUUUACCUAAAAUAAAGGCAAAGAAUAAAAGGAGAUCUAAAGCCAGUUGAUUAUAUUUUUAGAAAUAUUCAUCUAGAAGUACAUCCAGAAAUUUUCUCAUGAUCGCUUCAUUUUUUGAUUACCUAAGAAUGUAGAUUUCUAUGUAUUAUCUACACUUGUUCUACCUGUCUUCCAGGCAUUUUGCUACAUUUCUGAGACUUUCCAUUAAAGAAUAAACAGACAGGGUCAAAAUGAUUCUUGUGCUUUGCUGAAGAUUUCAACUUUGAUAGCCAUGUUAUCCCAUGGAAAUUUGAGUAUUUAAUAUCACUGACUAAGCCUUUGGUCAAAAAUGGUGAUGUGUUAUAAUAGAAUUAUCUCUUGAGAAUUAAAACAAAUUUAUAUCAUCACCUUUUUUUAAAUAUUAGAAUUUCAGAUGUUUACUUGUAUAAAAUUAGCCUUGAAAGAUGUUUUCCCCUUUUCUUUUUUUUCCCAGGAGGAAGAAAUAGUACUUUUUUGUCUCAUAGCAUUAGCAACCAAGCUAAUGUUCACCAAUCUCUUAUAAGCUCCUGGCUCAGCACUGAUCCUGCCAAAGACCGUAUUGAAAUCACAAGCUUGCUUCCCAACAGG
Messenger RNA from Hippopotamus amphibius kiboko, 3867 nucleotides. RefSeq names its product nucleoporin 43 (gene NUP43). Gene Ontology annotation, cellular component: nuclear pore outer ring. The record is from RefSeq and is a predicted model, not a curated record. Gene Ontology annotation, molecular function: protein binding. NCBI's taxonomy places the organism in Eukaryota, Metazoa, Chordata, Mammalia, Artiodactyla, Hippopotamidae. The transcript is spliced from 8 exons. The coding region runs from base 51 to 968 and encodes 305 amino acids.